Messenger RNA from Penicillium olsonii, 909 nucleotides. Lineage: Eukaryota; Fungi; Ascomycota; Eurotiomycetes; Eurotiales; Aspergillaceae. The record is from the annotation of a GenBank genome assembly.
AUGCCAACCCCCAGCGACAGCACUCCGAUCGAGACCAUCUCCACUCGCACUUGUCCCGAGCCGGAUAGGAGCGCCAGGCGAGACACGCAAUCCAGCGAGCCCGUCAACGCAAGAUAUCGACCGCGGGCCAACAGGCCAUCUAUAGUCAGGCACUCCGAAGAUGGCUCCGCGAUAGCGCCAACUAAGGCAGAGAAGCGGGUGCCCAUCGUGGACAUUAAGCCGCAGCCUAUCCGAGCCAUCUCCCCUGCCGAAUCGACAUGCACCCGCAGCCAGUCCCCUACACUGCCCCAGUCAAGCUCUUCCCUGCUCAGCUGGGAGUUUUCUAAUGUUCGGCUUUUGUCAAACCACACAUCCUCCUUUUUGCGCUCAGGGAGCAAAUUCGUUGGAACACAACAAAGCGAUCGCCAGGUGUACAAAGUUGAUGUCGAGAUCAAGCACGUAGAUAUGGCGGAGUCCUAUCUUUGCGGCUACCUUCGAAUCCAAGGCCUCACCGAAGAUCAUCCUACCCUAACCACAUUUUUCGAGGGAGAAAUGAUUGGCACCAAACACACCUUCCAGACUCGGAACGCAGAAUGGGGCGCAUCGGACAAGACCGACCACAACCACUGGAGUCGAUUCCCAGCCUACCGUCCGCUGGCCAAACAGUCCAAACGACCGGAUUUCACAUACAGGAAUUUCGCACAACGUGAGCACAUAUUCAUGAGAUGGAAAGAAUCUUUCCUAGUCCCCGACCACCGGGUGCGGACAAUCUCAGGGGCCAGUUUCGAGGGAUUCUACUAUAUCUGCUUUAAUCAGGUUGAAGGAACUGUGAGCGGUGUUUACUUCCAUUCGAAAAGCGAGCGGUUCCAACAGCUUGAGCUCAAGCAUGUCGAGCAUCGUGGAUGCGCACCAUCAGUCGAGUUCCGCUAA